Portunus trituberculatus (swimming crab) is the source of this 1909-nucleotide messenger RNA. RefSeq names its product ice nucleation protein InaU-like. NCBI's taxonomy places the organism in Eukaryota, Metazoa, Arthropoda, Malacostraca, Decapoda, Portunidae. Bases 363 to 1403 code for a protein of 346 amino acids. The record is from RefSeq and is a predicted model, not a curated record. The transcript is spliced from 6 exons.
CGUUACCAUGACCAUAGGUCCGCCUUCUUCCUCCACCUGUAAACAGGCCAGUCGCUUCCAGGGAGCUUCACUAACUCCUCUUAACCAUAGCUGUGCUCAAGACAAUACUAGAGCGAAGUUUUCAACACCUGCAGCAACUCGUAUUGAAAAUGAAGUUACAUAUUGAUUGAUUUUUCUUUUUCUUUAUUUUGAGACGUAAGGAAAUUAGGAAGCCUGAAGUUCGCGGCAGCAAGGAUUUAGUGAUCAAGUCUGGGUACAACAGUAGCCUUUCCUCUCUGCCCUAUCCACGCCCAUGACCAGCCGCCCACGUCAGCCCUGAGGUGGACACGAGAGGAAGGAAGGAAGGAAGGAAGGGGGUCGCGAUGCCUAGUUUGGCUCAUUUAACCUUGCUGGUGGCAGUGCAUCUGUUAGUCGUCUACCUCGCCACUCCCGAGGCUGCCACUACAGCUGCAACUACAGAGACUACUAUGACCACAAAUGGAGGAGAUGGUACGACCACAGCAGCUGGAGAUGGUACAACCACAGCAGCUGGAGAUGGUACAACCACAGCAGCUGGAGAUGGUACAACCACAGCAGCUGGAGAUAGUACAACUACAGCAGCUGGAGAUGGUACAACCACAGCAGCUGGAGAUGGUACAACCACAGCAGCUGGAGAUGGUACAACUACAGCAGCUGGAGGAGAUGGUACAGCCACAACAGCUGGAGGAGAUGGUACAACCACAGCAGCUGGAGAUGGUACAACCACAGCAGCUGGAGAUAGUACAACCACAGCAGCUGGAGAUGGUACAACCACAGCAGCUGGAGAUGAUACAACCACAGCAGCUGGAGCAGAUGGUACGACCACAGCAGCUGGAGGAGAUGGUACGACCACAGCAGCUGGAGCAUAUGGUACGACCACAGCAGUUGGAGGAGAUGGUACGACCACAGCAGCUGGAGAUGGUACGACCACAGCAGCUGGAGGAGAUGGUACGACCACAGCAGUUGGAGGAGACGGUACGACCACAGCAGCUGGAGAAGGAGGCGACACGACCACAGCAGUUGGAGGAGAUGGUACGACCACAGCAGCUGUGGGAGAUGCUACGACGAGAGCAACUGGAGGAGGAGGUGGUGCGGCCACUGCAGCUGGAGGAGAUGGUGCGACCACAAUAAGUUCAGCUGAAGCAGGUAAUGAUGGAGGCGACUCAGCCACUACAGAAGCUACUGACCCCACCACCAUGAAGUCUUGGGAUGAGGAGGACUUCACACAAGGAGAGUCACCGAGCAUGGAUGGGGAUGACAGAAGGGCCCGCGUUCAUAAACACUUCGUAGAUAACUUCGCGAAGACUUCCGUGCCAACCUUUUGCGUAAUCGCGGUUUUCAUCCUUCUCAUAAUGUACUGCACGCGUGCCGGCAAGCCUAGCUAACUCCCCAUGCAUCUACCGCCAACACCACCAAACUAGGUUACUUGUGUUGCUGAAAAAAUAUACUUUUUUUUUUUUUUUUCCUUUAAGAUCGUUGCGAAACUUGGUCCAUAUUCUCAUAAGUUUCGGUGUGUAAUCUAGCCUAUACUUAAGCAUAUUAUAGUAUAUGUUACCAGAAAUUUCGGGUUAUUUGAGAACUUCAUUUCUUGUUUGAAAAUAAUCCUGGUGAGAGAUCAAACUUUAUUAAAACAUGGUGCUUGAGUUAUGUUAACCUACGUUACUUGUCUACCUUUUCUCUCUCUCUCUCUGUAACCUGACCUAACCUAAUCAAUGUGCAAUCGCUGCUCUAUGUGAACCUUUAUUAUUUUGCUCUUCAUUUUCUCCUCCUCCUCCUCCUACUACUACUACUACCUCCAACAUGCUUGCUUUACUUUUACAUCUUUACGGUCUUGCUGAGAAAAAUAAAUGAUCAAAUAACUGAAUGAAGAAGAAAAAAAAAAAAAAAAAAA